Messenger RNA from Coregonus clupeaformis (lake whitefish), 512 nucleotides. Its product is annotated as cytochrome c oxidase subunit 7A2, mitochondrial. The record is from RefSeq and is a predicted model, not a curated record. Bases 89 to 340 code for a protein of 83 amino acids. The transcript has 4 exons. Gene Ontology annotation, biological process: mitochondrial electron transport, cytochrome c to oxygen; regulation of oxidative phosphorylation; mitochondrial respirasome assembly. Lineage: Eukaryota; Metazoa; Chordata; Actinopteri; Salmoniformes; Salmonidae.
UAUGACGCGUCAGUAAAUCCUCCAAAGAAGAAACUAGCGGAAAUGUGGUCUUCCGGUGUCCUUGUACUACGACUGACGUGGGGAGAAGAUGUACCGACACAUUCAAGCGCUUCAGCAUGUGUCGCGGCGGACGCUGAGCAGCAGCGCCCGCAGGCAGGUGGAAAACAAGGUCCCACAGAAGCAGAAGCAUUACCAGGAAGACAAUGGGAUUCCAAUUCAUUUGAAAGGUGGUGUCAGUGAUGCUAUCCUGUACAGAACAACAAUGGCACUCACUAUUCUGGGAUCUGCAUAUGUCAUAUAUGAACUGGUUUGUGCAGCUUUCCCUAAGAAGAAGGAGUGACUCCAGCUCCUGGGCUGACGUGUGCUACAAAACACCCUGUUAGUUGUAAAAAGUUGUCUCCAUGUCCUCAGGGGGUUGAUUUGUCCUGUCAUAAUGGUUUCUGUUUCAUGUUCAUGGGAUCAAUAUUUAUUUAUUUAUGGUAACUGAGGAUGAUUAAAUAUGCCUCUCAUAA